GUUAUUCGUUAGUUUCGUCUUCUUCAACCUCAGGUUAGUCGAGCUUUUCACUUUUGGCGCUCUGUGCUGACUCGUGAGUCUGAAAAGCCAAAAGUGCAGUUCUAGGGUUUGGUGGUGAAGAACGGUACAGAACAUAGAAUGGGGAAGAAAGGAGGUAGAAGUUAUCAGAAGAAAGACGUCGAAAGCUCUAAAACAAGUUCGCGAUACAAGCGUGAUGCUUUUUCUAGUGAUGACAUGGACGACGAGAUUGAUGCAUUUCAUAAGCAGAGGGACAUUAUCCCCCUUGACAUAAAUGAUGAUGCUGGAGAAUCUGAUGAAGAUGAGGAGCUCCCUAUUUUCGAUGUUAAGGAUGUUGACGAAGAUGAAGAUGAUGAUGAUGAUGAUGACAGCAAUGAUGAAUAUGACGAAGAUGAUGACGAUGAUGUGGCAAAAAUGAUUAGGCAAAGGAAAUAUUUACGUGCAAAGUUUGGUGAAGCUGAGGAUGAAAUGCAUGAUGAUGAUGAUGAAGAAGAUGAGGAAGAUUAUAAACCUAUUUUGGGUGGGAAAAGAUUCUCACAUGGUGCUGAGAAUCGUAAUUUUGAGCUACAAUCAAGUGAUGAUGAGGCCCCAAAAGAAGAGGAAGAAUUGGCAUUGCAAAUACAAAGGGAGAAGGCAAAAUCUUUAACAAUGGAAGACUAUGACCUUGUGGAUAUAAGUGAAGACAAAGAUAAUGAGAAAUUAACAAUGAAGGAUGCAUCAGAUAAAGGCAAUGAAGCAAUAAAGUCACUGGAUAGAGAUAUAAGUUUCAAUGUGGAUGAUCUGAAUGCUUUGUCAAAGGAGGAGCAAAUGAAUAUCUUACAUAGGUCUGCUCCAGAGUUACUUGGCUGGUUAUCAGAACUAAAUGAAGCACACAAACAGCUUGAAUGUGUAAUUAAGCCAUUUUUUAACAAGAUUAACAAGGGGGAAAUAGUUAUGGAAGAAGGAGUGCGAUAUUUUGAGUUGAAGCAGCUUAUUUUGCUGUCCUAUUGCCAAGCUAUAACCUUCUACCUUCUCCUCAAGUCUGAAGGGCAGCCAGUCCAAGAUCAUCCUGUAAUAGCUCGCCUUGAAGAGAUCAAGAAAUUAUUGGAUCAGAUAAAACAACUUGACACAAAACUUCCUGUUGAUUUUGAGGACAUUAUUAAAGGAAAUAAUGGGUUAGAAAGAGUAGUUAAGUCAGAUAAUGAUAAUGCUCCCUCAACAAAUGACUCUAUCACUAAAAUCCAAGAGCCACCUCUUGUCUCUGCUAGAUCGCCUGAAGAAAAAGUGCCUAACAAUGAAGGUGAGAUGCAAAAAAUAGAAUCCUCAAAGGAUGGUGUACAGAAAACAGGAGAAGUUAAACAUCAGAAGGAUCACAUUGGUGUACAGAGUUUGGAAAUGCUAAAAGUUAGAGCUUCCCUUGAGGAAAAACUGAAACAAAAGGGUCUGUAUAGCUCCAUUGCUCCAAAGCCUAGUAAAGCAGUAAAGCGAUUGAGACCAGUUAAUGGCCAGCUUGAAACAUAUGAUGAUUUUGAUGACGAUGUUGUGGAUGCUAAGGGGGAAGCUGGAUUGGUUAAUGGUCUUGGCUCUAGUAAAGUUUCACAACUCCUUAAUGCUAUGAAGAAACGCAAGGUGGUUUCUGGUGAUGAUGAUUUACCAAAGAGAGAUGAUAUUGGUGAAAGACGAAGGAAACAUGAGCUUCAGGUGUUGGCUGGGGCUGGAAUUAAGACUGAGGAUGACGAUGAUGAUGGUGAUGAUCAGAUGGGUGAUCUUGAACCUAAUGACAUUACCGAUGAAGAGGAUGGUAUAGAAAGCGGGGACUCGGAAAAUGAAUUUUACAAACAAGUGGAAGAACUGGGAGCUGCCAAACUGGCUGCAAAAGCUCCGACAUACUCUAGGAGCACUUCCGUCACCACUUUGCCAGAGAUUACUGUAGAUGGAAAGCGUCAAAUAUCUUCUCAGAUGGAGAAGAACAGGGGAUUAACUCGAAAUCGCAACAAGGCAAAAAAGAAUCCCAGGAAGAAUUACAAGCUCAAGCAUCAAAAAGCUGUUAAGAAUCGCAAAGGACAGGUUCGGAGUAUCAAGAGGCCCACGGCUCCAUAUGGUGGGGAAGCCUCUGGAAUUAAUGCAAGUAUCAGUAGAAGCAUCAGAUUCAAGAGCUGAUAUUGUCAAUGAACUUUCCGGUAUCGUGCUAAAGUUAUUCAAUUUUGAUUCAUUUACGUAGAUGGAAAUAUUUUGUUUGACUUUUAUUGCAACGGUGGAAGUAUAACCUUGUGCAAUUAUUGAGUGAGAAAUUAGCAUAUUUGGCGUAUAAAUUUUUGCAAAUUUGCAAGUUUUUGUCCCAAUUUUUUCAGAGUAAUGUGAUAUUUUUACUAGU
Messenger RNA from Abrus precatorius (Indian licorice), 2371 nucleotides. Its product is annotated as something about silencing protein 10. The record is from RefSeq and is a predicted model, not a curated record. NCBI's taxonomy places the organism in Eukaryota, Viridiplantae, Streptophyta, Magnoliopsida, Fabales, Fabaceae. Bases 139 to 2157 code for a protein of 672 amino acids. The transcript has 16 exons. Gene Ontology annotation, cellular component: nucleolus; small-subunit processome. Gene Ontology annotation, biological process: maturation of SSU-rRNA from tricistronic rRNA transcript (SSU-rRNA, 5.8S rRNA, LSU-rRNA).